This is a messenger RNA of Pleuronectes platessa (European plaice), 1981 nucleotides long. RefSeq lists its product as uncharacterized. The record is from RefSeq and is a predicted model, not a curated record. Bases 89 to 1981 code for a protein of 630 amino acids. Lineage: Eukaryota; Metazoa; Chordata; Actinopteri; Pleuronectiformes; Pleuronectidae. The transcript has 2 exons.
UUCACGACCAAAUUUGCACAAAUUUGACAGCUUCCCUCUGACAAAUGGGAAUGAGCCACAGUCCAUUCAUACUCUGCCAUUACCUUGCAUGGCUGAUUUCAGAAUUCCUCGAUGUCUCUCUCCCUUAGAGCCGUGUACUUCAUCAGCAAAUUAUCAGUGUGUCCUAAACAACUCAAUGAAUAUUGGCAAUAAAUUUCAGCAACAGCCAUCUCUACAAAGGCGACCCUGGCUCGCAGAAAACCCUGUAUCACUGCAGCUCCCUCUGAGUACCAUUACUCCAAGAAAAAAUGAAAGUGCGUCUUUACCACAGGAUAUAAAUGGCCGCUGUUGGUCAAAGCUUAGACAAGAACAUGUGGAGUUGAAGCAGCCAAAUGGAGUAACCUGGACAGGAUCUUGUACCGGGAAAGAAGUGGCCAAGAGAAAAACGGCAUCUGCUGAUCAACCAAAUCCUCUGGAGCUUAAAUAUAAACCCAGGAAGAUGAAAGAACUCAACACUACAGGUGUUAAAGUCGCACGUAAAAGAAAGAAGACAAAGUCCACCAGUCAUCAGCAAGAUGCUGCUGGUUCUAUAUUGACAUACAAGGACGUGAAAAUCAGUGAUGCAACAAAGAGCAAAAUCAACUUGAGCAUUUGUCAAGUCAGUUUGUCGAGUAACAAUGUUCUGGCGAAGGAAAGAGAAAAGGCUGCAGGCGCUUUGAGCAGUCCAUCCAAAUUUGUUGGGAAGCCAAAUCAGUCGUUGGUCAGAGAAAGUCUAAGAAAGAUCCGCAGGCAGCCUGGGCUGAACGCUGACCGAACUCCCAUCAAAACCAGGGGUUUUGUAAAAAUAAUCCAAGAAUUGCUAAGUGAGACAAGCCCAGAAAAUGUUGUAGCCGCACAAUCUGUGGUCGAGGGAGUGGUGAACAAACAAGAAGUCGUACGCCGAAAGCGUGGAAGACCAAAGAAAAACCCUCCAGCUCUUACUGCUCCAAACAACAUCCCUGCUGUGGACAAAGAGGACAGCCACAAUGAAGGAAGUCAUCAGCAGACGGUCAGUUUGCCGAAGGACGAUUUGGAAAAGGGGGACAAAACAAAGCAAAGGUGCAAAAAAAGGAGGCGGAAUAGAAGUAUAGAAGCAGGGGAGGUUCAAAUGAAGAAGUCCAUUGAGAUAGAUUGCCAACCUGAAGGAGAUAUUACUGACAUAAACCCAGACAUAAGAGUACCUGGGGUUAAUAAACGACCACGAAUGGUUAUUCUGAAGGAGUUUCAGAAGCUUAUUAAGAGUCAAACCUUAAAGAUGAGGAAGUCAAAAGAAAACAAGCAAACAAAUAAACCUGUAAGAGUGGCAGAGAGUGACAGGGUGGCUACCUUAGACAGCACAUGUAAAAAAUCGACUGAGGUGUUCGUGAAGAACGUGGAAAUUGUUCAGCCGCAAGACAGGAGCAAGAGGGAAGGAUCUCAGGCCGUGGUCACCAUCGAUAAAAAUCACAAUCAAGUCUUCAACGAAUCAACAGAGGAGAAAAGUAAAUCACAGCGAGAAGAAAGCGGCAGCUAUACCAGUAAGGAGCCCAGUGUGAUCAGUGGGGGAAAGCUACCGGCCUUUUCCUUUGCUGCUUUGGAAGAAGUGUCCAAGCUAUCAGCAGACAGGGAGCCGCCGCUGAAGAACCCUGAUGAAGGAGCUUCAAAUACAACACAGCAGACUGCCGUCCAGGAUGAAGAAGGCUCGCCUCCCAGUGACCUGCCUCAGAAAGACAAGCCCUCAGAUGACUACUUGCUGUCCCAGACACCUGAGAAAACUGGUCCAGGUCUGUCCGAUGCUGGUGGAAUCGGCCGGACCCCAGACUGUGAGGAGGAGGAAGACGAGGAGGAGGUGGAUGUCCUGCUGUACUCUCCAGUCAAACUGCAGAGCAGAGAGGAUGGACUACACAACAUUCAGAUAAUACCAGAUGAAGAGGAGGAGGAAGACGUGGAUGAGGUUGAUGUGACUGGAGAUGAGGAAGAGUAA